Messenger RNA from Stylonychia lemnae, 321 nucleotides. NCBI's taxonomy places the organism in Eukaryota, Ciliophora, Spirotrichea, Sporadotrichida, Oxytrichidae. The record is from the annotation of a GenBank genome assembly.
AUGUUAUUUUGUCCUACUUGUGCUAACUUAUUACUGAUAGAGAAGACUCACAGUGAUUUUAGAUUCUUCUGCAAGACAUGCCCCUAUGUUUUUGUGGUGGAGUAGAAUUUCGAAAAGAAGAUGCAACUAGAAAGAAAAGAGGUAGAUGAUGUGCUAGGAGGAAAAGAGGCCUGGGAAAAUGUAGACUAGAUUGAAGCUCAAUGUCCUAAGUGCAAUAAUAAGAGGGCCUACUUUAUGCAGAUUCAAAUCAGAUCGGCUGACGAGCCAAUGACUACGUUUUAUAAAUGCACCUAGUGCAGCUAUCAGUGGAGAGAGAAUUGA